AUGUAUUUUUUUCAUCUAAUUCUCUUCCUUUUCUCUCCUAAUAUAUUCUCUCUUCUUCAGUUCCUUCUCUUUCUCUUGCACUAUCUUUUGACUUUUAAAAAACCUCUCAUUGAAAUAUAUAGUCACUCUUUUCAAUUUCUUUUCUCUCUCUCUCUGGCUAGCUUUGUUUCUUCUGUCUCUCUUUUGAUGUAUUUUUCAUCUAAUUUCUUCCUUUUCUCUCCUAAUAUAUUCUCUCUUCUUCACAUCUUUAACUUUAUAAAUUCCUUUUUUCCUUUUGCUCUUCUCUCUCCCCCUCUCCCACACAAUAUCUCUCACAUUAUAACUCUAUUCUUUCUCCUCUCCUUCUUCUUGACUCCGUUCUCUCCUCCCCCUCUCUUUCUUCCCGACUCCGUUCUCUCCUCACCCUCUCUUUCUUCCCGACUCCGUUCUCUCCUCACCCUCUCUUUCUUUCUCGUUCUCCUCACCCUCUCUUUCUUCCCGACUCCGUUCUCUCCUCACCCCUCUCUUUCUUCCCCGACUCCGUUCUCUCCUCACCCUCUCUUUCUUCCCGACUCCGUUCUCUCCUCCUCUCUUUCUUCCCGACUCCGUUCUCUCACCCUUUCUUUCCUCACCCCUCUCGUUCUUCCCUCGUUCUCCCCUCUCUUUCUUCCCGACUCCGUUCUCUCCUCACCCUCUCUUUCUUCCCGACUCCGUUCUCUCCUCACCCUCUCUUUCUUCCCGACUCCGUUCUCUCCUCACCCUCUCUUUCUUCCCGACUCCGUUCUCUCCUCACCCUCUCUUUCUUCCCGACUCCAUUUUUCCUCUUUCACUUAUGUUUUUUCCUUCUUUUUGUUUCACUCUCUUUACUUUUACUCUUUCUCUAUUAUCUCCUUUCUUUUAAAAAUCCCUUCUCUUUUCUCUACUUCUUUCUUUAUUUGUUUUGAUCUUUCUUUUUAUGACUCAUUUAUUCUUUUUCCCUCCCUUUUUUGUUCAUUCUUUUCUUCCUCUCUCUCUUUGUCCUGUGUCGCUACUUUUUAA
Molecule: messenger RNA, 1017 nt
Organism: Acanthosepion pharaonis
Lineage: Eukaryota; Metazoa; Mollusca; Cephalopoda; Sepiida; Sepiidae
Source: the annotation of a GenBank genome assembly